UUUUAUACCUUCAUCAAACAACUUUCUUUUAAACAAAAACCCAUUUACACAACUUUAACACUUCUAAUCUAAUAAAAUGACUCGCUUUAUUAACAUCUGUAUUGCUGCUCUUGCUUUGUUGGUUGCUGCUUCAUCUGCUGCUCCUUGUCACGGUGGUAACCAUAACGGUUCUGGUGGAAAUCAUGAUGGUGGUUGUGGUGGUCAUGAUAGUGGCUGUGGCGAUCGUGGUCUUGUUAACGCUGAUGUUCAUGAUGUUGUUGGUGGUAUCGAAGUUAAAGACACUCUUAACCACGUUGUUGAUGUUGAUGAUGUCGAUGUCAAGCACGUUGCCGAAAAUAUCAAAGUUCUUUCUUAAAAACAGUCCUUCCUACCUUUUUCUAUUUUGACCAAUUCAUUUUUUUUUUUUUUUAAAUUUUAACAUGUUUAUACAAUGUUAAUUUUUAUUUUAUUUUAUACAUGGUCUUAAUUAUUUGAUAAUAAUAUACAUCUUUAAUAUAAUAAAUAUAUUGUCACAAAUUUUUUUUUUAC
This is a messenger RNA of Cokeromyces recurvatus, 528 nucleotides long. RefSeq lists its product as uncharacterized. The record is from RefSeq and is a predicted model, not a curated record. NCBI's taxonomy places the organism in Eukaryota, Fungi, Mucoromycota, Mucoromycetes, Mucorales, Mucoraceae. Bases 77 to 355 code for a protein of 92 amino acids. The transcript has a single exon.